AUGACAGUUUUCUAUGGAGACUUACAUCCACGGCACGAACAGUUGCGGGCAGUCGUCAAAAGGAGGCGUGACGCCGCGGCGGCGGGCGCGCGAGGUCACAGCCGGGGCGACAUAUCGCGACUUCCCGCGCCCAACACGUCACGGCCGCACCAGCUCAGGGCGCGCUCGCUUUGUGGCUCGCCGUCCGACAACGGCCCGCGCCGACCUCCACACGCCACCGCGGAAGCCCUAGGAAGUGAGGCGCGGGAAAGGAGGAACGGCAGUGGAGGAGCGCGGACCGGCUCGGCGAGCGACGCACCUGCGGACCUGCGGCCGGGCGCCCACCCCAGCGCCGGCCGGUGCGGCAUUCAUCACGUGUGCCGCUGCCGCCCGGACCACGUGGCCGCAGCGGGCCGCCGCCCAGCGGAGUCGCGCCGCGAGACGCCAAUGCGGGCGGCCGGCGGCGCAGACGCCCCGCCCCCACCUGGCCGCGUCCCGCCCCCGCCGCCUCCACCUCCGGGCGCGCGGCGCCACUUUUUCUCCCCUUAUCCCGCGGGCGCGGGCAAGCGGAGGCUGGCGCCCUCUCCCCUGGGUGGCCGCGGAGGAGCGGCCCCAGAGAGGGGCGGGGAGAGGCGAGAGGGGUCUCCUGGUACUGGACCUCCUCCUCCUCCUCCUCCUCCUCCUCCUCCUCCUGCCCUUCUCUGA
This is a messenger RNA of Schistocerca nitens (vagrant locust), 684 nucleotides long. Its product is annotated as basic proline-rich protein-like. NCBI's taxonomy places the organism in Eukaryota, Metazoa, Arthropoda, Insecta, Orthoptera, Acrididae. The transcript has 5 exons. The record is from RefSeq and is a predicted model, not a curated record. Bases 1 to 684 code for a protein of 227 amino acids.